CGAAGUAUCAUUCACAGAUGUCGCACCAGUGACAAGUUGUCAAUUUAUCGUUGACAGUUUACACGUCACAGAAACUUCGUCGUUGCUUCGUCCAUUACACUACUUUCACUUCUCCAAUUAGGAGUUUACUUGGUUUAUUUGCUCCAACAAUUUUGUGUACGAACAACUUGGAAAUUAUCGUGCUUGAACAAUAAUAAAAUGGGAUCAGGAAAGCAACAAAAAGUGCAAUCUUCUGGCUUCACCAAGGAAGAGGAACUGCUAUUACAAGAUUUUAGCCGUAAUGUGAGCACCAAAUCAUCCGCUUUAUUCUACGGCAAUGCUUUCAUCGUUUCGGCGAUACCAAUUUGGCUCUUUUGGCGUGUGCACAACAUGGAUCUAUUGUCCAGUGCAUUUUUCUUUGUGCUGCUAACAGGGGCCAGUACUUAUCUGAUGGCCAUGGCAUAUCGGAACAUAAAAUUCCAAUUGAAGCACAAAAUCGCUAGCCGUCGCGAAGAUGCUGUAACCCGCGAAAUAAACCGUCAAAUUGGUGAUGACAAGAAAGUUACACGCAAGGAAAAGGAUGAACGCAUCUUGUGGAAGAAGAAUGAAGUAGCUGACUACGAAGCAACUACUUUCUCAAUUUUCUAUAAUAACGCGCUCUUCUUGGCAAUCAUAAUCUUCAUUAGCUUUUUCAUUUUGAAAAAUUCGUCGCCUCUGGUAAAUUACAUCUUCUCAAUUGGCUUGGCCAGUGGUGUCUUGGCAUUAUUCUCCACCAGCACACAAACAAAUUAAGCUGCAGCAGCUUUUGUGGAAGCUAAAAUGGGCCAAGUUAAUGUUUUCAUGCGUUUGCAGUUGUGAGAUUUUCUAUGUAAGUCUUAUUUUUUAUUAAAACAAAAUUUUUUAAGAAAACAGCAUAAAUGUGUGAACGAUAAGCCACUGAAAGUAUUUUAACUUUCAAUCUAGCGCGUGAAAUAUUUGCAAACAAAAAUUUAUAUUAACUAAAAAAAAAAAAA
This is a messenger RNA of Rhagoletis pomonella (apple maggot), 992 nucleotides long. Its product is annotated as translocon-associated protein subunit gamma. The record is from RefSeq and is a predicted model, not a curated record. NCBI's taxonomy places the organism in Eukaryota, Metazoa, Arthropoda, Insecta, Diptera, Tephritidae. The transcript has 2 exons. Bases 199 to 771 code for a protein of 190 amino acids. Gene Ontology annotation, cellular component: membrane; endoplasmic reticulum. Gene Ontology annotation, biological process: SRP-dependent cotranslational protein targeting to membrane.